AUGGCCCAUCGACGCAGCGGCCCCGCCGCCGCCGCCGCCGCGGCUGCCGUCCUCCUGGCACUCCUGGCCGCCGCGGCCCUCCCGGCGACCGCCCUGCUGACGCCGGCGCAGGAGACUGAGUGGCUGUCCUACCAGAAGACCAUCUCCGCAACCGCGGGCGCGGCCACGGGCGCGGCGCUGUCCGGGGCCCACUCCUUCUCGACGCCCCUGCAGGGGAUCCUCUCUUCAAACGUGUACACCGGUGGCAACGGCCGCCUGCGGCGCGUCGUGGCCGACCUGCUCGCCGGCAAGGCAGUGAAGGUCGUAGCCAUCGGCGGCGUCGCCACCAACGGCUCCGACGCCUCCUCCCCAGGCCGCAACGACUACUUUGCGCAGUACGUCGCCUUCCUCUCCCGCGCGUUCCCGGCCGCGACGGUCACGCCCGUCCGCGCGUCGGCGGGGCUCGCGCCGUCGUCGGUGGUGGCGGGUUGCCUGGACCGCUUCCUGCCGAAAGACGCCGACCUGGUGGUCCUCGAGAUGACUGCCAGCGACGGCGCCACCAUGGACGCGUCGAUCGUGGCCCCUGUGCAGCCGCGGGCGUACGAGAUCCUGGUGCGGAAGAUCUUGGGGGCCGCCAAGAAGCCGGCGGUCGUCAUGCUGCAGACCAUGCCCCCCGGCAUGGGCAACGGGACGCGCCCCUUCUACCUGACCCCCGAGAGCCCCGCCUACGCGGCCGUCAGCGGGUACUACAACGUGCCCUACGUAUCGAUGCGCAACGCCCUGUGGCCCAGCGGCCAGCUCACCACCAACGGCCUCCUGGCGUCGCGCGCCGUCGUCGCCGCGGACGGCUCCACCCCCAACGACGCGGGCCACUCCGCCCUCGUGGACUCCUUGGUGAUGCUGACUCAGCGCACCGCCAUGGACCUGCAGCUGCUGCCCUUUGGCACCUGGGACACCAAGCAGGCAGAUGCAGACGUGCCCUCAAAGGUCAUGUUCAUGGGGUCUGAUGCGCAGGCCGCUGCCCUCAAGGCUGCCGCCUGCUCUUGGGUGCGGAACGCCAGCGUGUCGACCACCGGGGGCUGCCCCACGGGGGUCGACCAGCUGUGUGGCCUGGACUACAGCUCAUGGGCCGCCGUCAAGGACGGCUACGCCAAGAGCGUCACCGAGACAUUCGGCGACAACGCGUCCAGCGGCAGCAGCAGCAAGAUGGGCGCCAUCAUCGGCGGCGCCGUCGGGGGCGUGGUGGGCGGCCUCGCCAUCAUCGGCGGCAUCGUCGCCUUCUUCGUCGUCCGACAGAAGCGGCGCGCGGCGGCCGAGGAGGCGGCCUACAGCUCCAAAUUUUCAAUCUCUGGCCUGCCCAUCACCGCAGCGGCGGGCGGCGAGGCGAACGGCGUCAACGGCCACGCGCCGAGCAGCAGCUAG
This is a messenger RNA of Monoraphidium neglectum, 1401 nucleotides long. RefSeq lists its product as hypothetical. Bases 1 to 1401 code for a protein of 466 amino acids. The record is from RefSeq and is a predicted model, not a curated record. The transcript is spliced from 5 exons. NCBI's taxonomy places the organism in Eukaryota, Viridiplantae, Chlorophyta, Chlorophyceae, Sphaeropleales, Selenastraceae.